Salmo salar (Atlantic salmon) is the source of this 2638-nucleotide messenger RNA. RefSeq names its product forkhead box protein N1. Gene Ontology annotation, biological process: regulation of transcription by RNA polymerase II. Gene Ontology annotation, molecular function: transcription cis-regulatory region binding; DNA-binding transcription factor activity, RNA polymerase II-specific. The record is from RefSeq and is a predicted model, not a curated record. NCBI's taxonomy places the organism in Eukaryota, Metazoa, Chordata, Actinopteri, Salmoniformes, Salmonidae.
CCAGCCCUUCAGCUCUGCUUCCAACUACCACACUCUUCUGACUCAAUAUCACAUCAACAGUAUUCUUCAACAGAAGAAUCGUUCUGCUGGAAAGUGUUCCAAGUGUGUAGGCUAAGCCAAGUGAAUUUAAUAAAUUCUUCUUCUUCAUCAGACUGGACUGGAAUGAUUGAUUGACACUACGGGAUUUAAAUAAGAUUCUGUGGCCUACUGUAUAAGACAGAACAAGAUUGUUGUCGAGUCAACAAGGGUGCAGAUUUCCUUAUAGGCACAUCAUCAUGUCUACAGAAUCUCCCAGCUCCACGUGUACUCACAGUGCCAACAGGUCCCUGACAAUGACACCAGCCCCUCAGAUCUCCUCCGUACGCACCUGUGAGCCUCCAGGGUCCUCCCUCCAGCAGAUGGUGCACUCACAGUGUGAUGAGAGCAGUGCUGUGUCAUUUACCACUGCCCAGCGGGAGAGAGAAAGCGCCACCUACAGACAGAGAAAUGCCGCUGCAGAGACCUGUAGGAGACACAGCAUUGAUGGAGCCAUGGUAACACAGAGUCAAAGGUCAAACUUAGGGUCAGUGUCAGCUGACCGCUUCCACCCCUACCGUCGUCAGUUCAGCAAUGGUGGGGUUGCCACGGGUUGCCUGGCCCCUGGUCCCCCUGGGUCUCAUCCCUUCAUCUGUCUCAGAGAGGUGGAGGCUCCAGAUAGCUUCACUGACACAUACACAUCUACCAGUGAGGAACAGACAUGCUGGGAUCCAUACAACGGGAGUUUCCAAGCUUCCAGACUGAUGCAGGGCUCCCAGCACUCUUACCCAGAACCACUGGCUGCACCCAAGGAACCUUCCUGCUUCCUGUCCCAAGGCCAUGCCUCCUACAGCCCCCUAGUCCCACUGCAGCAGUGCCUCUCCACUCCAACCCAUCAGGACAGUAGCAUGCAGUCCUUCCCCAAGCCCAUCUACUCAUACAGCAUUCUGAUCUUCAUGGCUCUGAGGAACAGUAAGACAGGGAGUCUCCCAGUUAGUGAGAUCUACAGGUUCAUGACUGAACACUUCCCCUACUUCAAGACGGCUCCAGAUGGAUGGAAGAACUCGGUCCGCCACAACCUGUCUCUGAAUAAGUGCUUUGAGAAGGUGGAGAAUAAGAUUGGCAACUCUUCCCGUAAGGGCUGCCUGUGGGCCCUCAACCCAGCCAAGAUAGAGAAGAUGCAGGAGGAGCUACACAAGUGGCGCCGCAAAGACCCCCUCACUGUCCGCAAGAGCAUGGCCAGGCCAGAGGACCUGGAUCGCCUGUUGGGGGAAAGACCAGAGAAUCUGAAAUCUUUACCUUUUUACCACCAGACCCCACUGGCAAGAUCCACCACAAACUACAACCCUACCCCUUCCUCCUUUACUUCAUCCCAGCCUCCAGAGCCCUGUCGCCCUCUCCAACGUCUCCUCUACCCCCACGUCCCCCCUUCCACCCUGACAGUCAACCAGCACCCCCGCUACAUGUCCCCCACCACCCCCCACCCCUUCUCCUUCUACUCCCCCUGCGGACAGCAGCCUCCAUCAGGUAUCCCUCCCAAUGUGGGUACCUUGGGUUCCCCCUUGGCGGGGCAGACACCCUCCAGCUGUAGCGCCACCAUACAGGCAGAGUAUGACGUUGGGCCCAGGAGCAUGCAGGAGCUACAGCUAGAGGGAGAUGCUAGUAACGAUAUCGACACGCUCAACCCCAGCUUGACUGACCUGCAGCUCCAUGGUUACUUGUGGGAGGAGCUGAGAGAGGACAGCCUGGCUCCUGAUUCGCUGGUGGCAAUCAGUCCCUCCCCGUCCCCCUCAUCUUCCCAGCCAACACUCUUCCUCCUGGGGUCAAGUCUGAGGAGCACCUGUCUUGUCAAUCAGACAUCAGAGUUGAUCUCUGUCGGGCUGGGGAAGGAAGAGGAGGAAGAUGAGGAGAUGGACGGAGGAUGUGGAGGUCCAUCAGACCUACAUAUUAAUGGACAGUACCACACAGCCUACACAGGUGUGGAGAGUUUAGCUGGUUACCUCACUUCCAUGGGGAACACCCCCAUACCUUUGCUUUGAAGCCCAGGAAAAGGGCUCCCUUCGUGAAAUCUCACCAAGACCUUCCCCCUGGACCUCCAGGACAACUCAAGACUGGGGUUGUGAAAGUCAAGACUUAUCACAAUGUAGCAAUGAAACAGUGACAAUAUUGUGCACAGUUUGAUCACAAUCAAACAUCAUAUUUUGCUUUGCUUUGAACCUGCAGAGCUCGUUGGCUCAAUUUGUCUACAAUUAGCCUUAAUCAAAUGUGUGAGUGAGUAGGGGUUUAGGUUUUAUCACAGUUGCGUUAACAAUAUGUUUAUAUUCAUAUCAUUGACUGUGGCUGGGUCAAAUUCAAAACUUGACAUUCAUGACAAUGAAUGGAUCCAAAAGCUCAUGACACACCUGAUUGUUCAGUGAUUAGGAGUAGAGUGCAGUACCACCUAACUUCACACAAGAUGGCAGCAGAGAGCAGUAGUGACUUAUUUAAUGGAACGUUAGAGUUGUUGAUAGAAAUACAGCAUUUACAUUUUACAUUUCAGUCAUUUAGCAGACGCUCUUAUCCAGAGCGACUUACAAAUUGGUGCAUUCACCUUAUGAUAUCCAGUGGAACAACCACUUUACAA